This is a messenger RNA of Cydia pomonella (codling moth), 4535 nucleotides long. RefSeq lists its product as uncharacterized. Lineage: Eukaryota; Metazoa; Arthropoda; Insecta; Lepidoptera; Tortricidae. The transcript has 3 exons. Bases 2379 to 2894 code for a protein of 171 amino acids. The record is from RefSeq and is a predicted model, not a curated record.
ACACGACUGUAUGUAUAUAGUAAAUCCUAAAGUUAUAACAGAAAUAUUUAAUACAUACAAUCGCAUUAUAUUCGGAUAUAAAAUUGUAUGUAAAUUGUGUGUGCGUGUAUUUUUACGUUACUCCGAAGUAUACCUAACAUAAAAAUUGAUUUUUGACAUUUAUGAUCCUUAUAGAUAUAUAUUAUCAAGUUUAGAACUACCGUUGCAUUGUGCACAUGGCCGUUAUGCAAUGUCAAGAGAUGGUCGUAUUAAUUUACUUACUGGGACUCAAAACAAAACAUCAAACAGUACCUAUAUCAAAGCGGUCGUAGGUAACUAAAAUAAAAUAUUAAGAGCCCAUCAACGUGUUCACUAGCGCCACUGCUAAAUAAUUGUGAUUAUUUCAAUUUAACGAUAGAUAUUUAAAAUAAGGGUUCCGUUUUUUGCCAUUUGGCUACGGAACCCUAAAAAGGGGUCCGCUACGUACUGUAUUUUGUAUUGAAGUACCUUUUGAAUACAUCAUAAUAGUUUUUACGUUGCUGGAUUCGUCAAUCUAGGCGUCCAAAGUUAAAACGGCCGUUUUCGUUUUGAGUUCAUAGAACGACGAAUCCAGCAACAUAAAAACUAGUUUGAUGUAUUCAAAAGGUACUUCAAUACAAAAUACAGUACGUAGCGGCCCUGUUUUCUAAAUAUCAAUCGUAAACAAUCACAAUUAUUUUCCAGUGGCGCUAGUGGGUACGUUGAUGGUCUUUUAAGUAAAAUCUUAAUUGAAAAGAAAAAUACAGUAAAUCGCAUUCUCAAGAACCUUGGCCUACGUAUAAAAUUGUUUCAAAAAGGUUCAUAAUUGGAACAUUAGGGACCUCUGCCGGCCCUUUAGGGUCAUGUACGAAGUUAAAAAGCUCGCCUUCGAUGUAAAUGCUCUAUUAAAAGGAUCUUUCUCGGAACUCAAGAGAAUCUAAUUAUACGUUCUGAAUUCUCGGGUUCGUUUUUAAGAAACAAGGUGGAAGUAUAAUAAAGUUAUUGUAAAUAAGAUGAGUAUUUCAUUAAAAAGUACAUUACGCUCGUGUUAAAAUAUUCGGCUCGUCAGGGAGACCUGUGCGCAAUUUUAUAUACUUUUAUAUAAAACUUAAAUAUGACGAUACGGGUUAAUAACCAUUCUGUGUUGAGCAGGUCAGUUUCUUGUUAUGUUAACGGAUAAAAAACUAAUUAAACAAAGUUUCAAACGCCGAAUAAUCACAUGUUACGCACACAGGUAAUUAGAGAAGUAAGCGGGGAGAUACAUCAACUCUAUGAUGCUUCUCAGUAAAGCGCAGUGAUCUCUAUGACAGCUUGCGCGCAGACACGUAAACAUUCAACAUUUUUAAAUAUAAAAACAUUUAACCUUGUGUCACGACAGGUGAUUAAAUAAUAGCCUUCUUAAUGUUAAUCAUUACGUUUCGAAAUUUUUACGUCUUGUUGGUCUCGGGUGAUUGGGCACGGUCAGUUCUACGUAGAUUCCGAGCUAAGGUCGAUGUGUUGCUAAACCGUGUGUGCUAAAUUUUUCAGAUGGAAACAAGAGACGAUCGUGAACUGCAUGUAUUUUUUUUAAAUAUAAAGUUAAUAUUUCUGUGCCAGUAUCAAAUUUAGAAUUACCUUUGUAAUUGAAAAACAUGGAAUUGCUUAAAUUGUGGUAUGUUUGGACAGUGAUCUCAUUUUUGGUGUUCCAAUUCGUUCUUGAAGGAACUGCACAAGAAGCGGGAUUUGAGUUACCAGUGCAAUUAGUUGGAUUCCCAUUUAUUAUUUUGGCCGUGAGACUUACUAAUUUCGUAAAGAAAUUAUCUUACGCAUUAAGUCCAGGUAAGACACAAAUAAGACACAUAUUCCGUUACGCUAGAUUUCCAAAUCAUACUGAAUUAACAUUAGAAAAACUUUUUCAAAAUUGCUAGGAAGUCAUAAAACACAGACCAUUGCACAUGGAAUACUUGCUUAACUUGGUAGAGUAGAGCACGCAGUUUAUUUACAGUAUUUUUUUACGAAACGUAGCCGUAAUGGGGAUCAACCCGCAUUAUGACAUAAGACUUCGAUUGACCAACAUAAAGACCGGCGGGAAAGGUGUUACGCUGUCACGUAUUCCAGUACAAUCCGAGCCGUACUACGAGUUAGUUUGGCACACUGCAUCGGCUUUCACGCGCGAAAAUAGAAAAGGGGUACAACGGGAGUGGACAUCUUUCCUGGGAGAGUAAAAAUUCAAAUUUCGAACGAUUCUUGUUAAAAUUCAAAUAUUAGUGCGUUUUGUUGAUGCAUGUGACACUUCAACAAUAGACAUUCGAAGUGUUGUGAAACUGUUGACUACAAAUUAGCAGUUAACGUCUACUGUUGAGUUAGUAGUCGUUUUCUUCUUGAUUUAAUACUUGUCUACAAUGGAGUGGAAUAAAAUAUUGUACACGUCUGGUCUACUAGUGAUAUUGUUAAGUUGUUGCGAUGAUGUAAAGAGUCAAGAUGCGGCGUUUGAACUGCCGGUGCAGUUAGUGGGUUUUCCGGUCAUCAUUUUGAGUGUGCGACUUACCAACUUUUUGAAGAAACUCUCAUAUUCUCUAAGUCCAGCCACAUACCGCUCGCGCAAUCGCCGGCAGCUGGCCGCCGACGCCGACCCGUUCGACGCGGCGGAGGUCGAGAAGUACAUCGUGGGCGAAUUCGGCGCGCGAGCGUGCGUGUUCGAGCGCGUGUGCGCGCAUUACGCGGCGCGCGCGCAGCGGGACCCCAAGCCGCAGAUGGACUGGCCGGACGUCUUCAGCCAUUAUAAGCGUUCGUCAGACCAGGCGAAGGACUUCUACCUGCUGAGCGUGUUCCUCGGCGACAUCGUGGGGUCCCCGCAGCUCUGCCACCAGCUGGGCAAGCGGAGGAGCUGUGAUGAAGGCCUCUUGGAAGGUUCCUAGACGUAAUUCCUAAGCUAUCAUUAUUAUUUAGGUACAGGCCGGGUUAGUAAAUUUAAAGAUAACUAGGUAUAUACAUUUGUUAAAAGCCCAUUUUUAAUAUUAUUUAAUACUUUUCAUAAAGUAAAUGUGUUGUUGUGCAUGUAAUAAAAGAUUAGUUAAUGUUAGUAAAUUAAACCAGUUUUCUACUUCACAUUUUAACUCCUGCACGAAUGUUUAUUUUCUUUGUACAAAAAGGGUUUUCUCAGACAAGUCGAUAAUUUGAAUAUUCUUUGCUAACACACAUUUAUAUCUCAGAAUGAUAAUAAAUACUUUUAGUUAUACCAAAACAGAGUAAAGUGUUGAGUCAUAAGUACCCUUUAUGUGGGCUUUUGAUUUAUUAAUUUUAUUAUACGUAACCCCUAGAUAAUGUUUAAAUAAGUAAUGUGUAUUAAAUUACAGCCACAUCAACACAUGGUGAUGAUAGGUUAAGGACUAUUGUUAUAGCGUAAGCUGUUCAUCCUACAUUUUUUCCUAAUUAAAAAUGUGUAAAGUAACAUAUAAAUAAAAAAAAUGUAACUGUCCUUCUAGAAACAAAAAAACUGAUGAUCAGUGGGGUAAGAAAAAUACUGGGGUAUGAGUAAAGUUGUAUAAAAUUGUUCAUACUGUUUCUUUUACCUCGUGUAAUAUAAACUAAAUUCAUCUGACCUCAUGCUUUAAAAAAAUAUUUAUUUCAGAAUAGUGCAUAAUUUUUGAAAAUUGUAAACGUAGUUAAAUUUAUUCUUAAUAUAAUAUUGUAAAAGUUACACAUACGCAUCUAUCCUCUUGUAGAAUUGACUAAAUUCUAUGUAUUUGUAUAAAUCUUUGUUAACUACAUUAUAUAAACUUGUUAUUAGUGUUAAGUUUAAAGGAAAUUUAAAAGGUGCACUUGUUAAAUUAAAUAAUAUUAUUACAGCCUUGAUUGGACAUAAUCAUCAAGAUAUUCAUGUUACAGAUUUAAGCCUUAGAAUUAUAAUAAAAAAGGUAAUGUAUGUUUUCUAGUUACCAAAUCAUUACCACGCCAUACCUAUAUUUUGUAACUUACACGAGUUUACACGUGUCAUUUACCUUUAGAGUCUGUGCGGAAAGAGAAGUCGUGGAAUGUAAGGGAGCCUAUACAUUCUACGACUCUUCUCUUUCCGCAAAUACUAUAAUACAAUAGUUGUAAAAUCACAAAAUAUAUGCCUAAUGUUACCAUAAUUUAAACGGCAUAACCAAACAGUGUCGUAGAAGAAAAGUCAUAUUUUCUUAAUCCAGUAGGGUAGGUACCUGAUAAGCUGUAUCCUAAAAAUCAUGAAAUAUGAAUAAAAUAUAGAAGCAACUCUUCUAAGCUACUUAAGUAAAAGUUAUAGAGCGUGCUCUUUUAAAUAUUUCAAUGAUUUAAGCUUUAUUUGGUCACCAAUACAUUUUUUUGUACCUAAUUGUUAAAACCGUGAAUUCUUCCAUUUAGAUGCCACCAGCAUGAGUAAAAAUGAUCACAAUUAUAAUACAAAGGUUCAAGGUAGUGAUAAAGACUGUUUUAUUACAUCACGAUCAUCUAAUAUUUAGGUAAUGAGUAAGACACGUUAUAGUAGAGGCUAGUCAUUUCAUUAAAAUAUACGUAUAAUAAAAAAAUACAAUUACAAA